UAUCUUCGAGCUAGCUUGCUAACAUAAAUUGUUUGAAUUUGAAACUAAUAUCAACAGAAAGUUUAAAGAUAAUCUUACAACACUUGAUGGAAUAUCUCUGUCGUUAGCCUUAAUCAACAGAUUCGGUCAGGUUUAUUUCUGUUCGUUUUUUUAAAGUACUGUCAAAUUACCUUACCACUCUCCUCUGGACCAAAACCAUCGCAGUGUAACGAUAGCUGCUAACGUUUAUGUUAUGCGACUGAAACGCUGUCAGAUUUCCUACACAUUUUAACGUUUUAUCUGGGUCUAUAGAUUGUAUUAUGCCAUGGACCCAAAAAUACCAUACGAUGACUACCAACUACCCGUGGUUUUUCUCCCUUCGUACGAGAAUCCACCGGCAUGGAUCCCUGCACAAGAGCGCGUCCAACACCCAGACUAUAACAAUGAACUUACACAGUUUCUUCCUCGCACCAUCGUCUUGAAAAAACCUCCUGGAGCCCAGCUUGGCUUCAAUAUUCGUGGAGGCAAAGCGUCACAACUUGGCAUCUUCAUUUCUAAGGUAGUCCCAGAUUCUGAUGCACAUCGUGCUGGACUUCAGGAGGGAGACCAAGUGCUAUCUGUAAAUGAUGUUGACUUCCAGGACAUCGAACACUCCAGGGCUGUUGAGAUUCUGAAGACAGCUAGAGAGAUUUUGAUGAGGGUGCGCUUCUUUCCCUACAAUUACCAGAGACAGAAGGAGAGAACUGUACACUAGGUGGCAGAGGAGUGUUGCAUAUCCAAAUGAUGCAGUCAAAUAGGUCGAGAUGUUAUGGAGAGAAUCACGUAAUUUUUGCCCUCCCAUGGACUACAGACUCCCUCUUUAGGUAUGGCUGGCUGGACUUAAACAUACUGAUCCUGGCUUCAUGAUAUGUUCCCAUACACACACUUACAACAUCUACCAGAUAACAUCACCCAAGUCAACCCUAUCCUCCCCAGCAGAGAUGCACUGUUCAAUUGCUCAGAGAGGCUGAGUAGGUGUCCAAGAUGAGAGGUUUGGUACAUUGUAAAAUAUCAGGAAAAUGUAUGUAUGAAUCAUGCCUCAACAGUAACGACAGUUCUAUAGUAAUUAUUUAUGUAUAAAUAUCCGAACAAGAUCUUGCCUUGUACAGUGCAUGGAAGCAAUGGCAAAGCUUGCUGCUUUUUCCAUUGUCAUCAUUAGGUCAGUUAGUGACAAGCAGCAAGUGAAAUAACAGAAAUUUUGUAUUGCAUUAAUUGGAAUGUUUUUUUUUUCUUUUUUGAAAGUGCUUUUAAAGUGUAAUUCUGGCGAAAUUUGACCAAAGGGUGUUUUUCUAUAUUAAAACACAUCAAAUAAUUGUUGAUCAACCACUACAGGGCUUGGCCUGGUAUAUGCUAUAGCCCCAAAUCGCAAACAGUGGAUUAGCUAAGGGCAAUAAGCCAAACGCUUCCCAAAUAGCAUUUUUUAAUCAGUGAUAUUGUUCAAAACAGCACCAAACCUCGUCAGUAGCUUGCUUAGGGUAUCUACACAUAAAACAAAACACCAACAACCUAGUUAGCAAACCCAGAGUUUCACCAGAUUAAGCCAAAGUCCUUUUAGGCAAGUCCCUCCACUCAGUGGCCAUAUUGCAACGCUUUUUGGGCACUCAUCGGGCAUCCUCUUCGGCAGAAAUGUGCGUGAGCAAGGCUUUACGACACCAAUCUUGCUCC
Messenger RNA from Alosa alosa (allis shad), 1683 nucleotides. It is a transcript of the gene pdzd11, whose product is annotated as PDZ domain containing 11. Gene Ontology annotation, molecular function: protein binding. The record is from RefSeq and is a predicted model, not a curated record. Gene Ontology annotation, cellular component: cell-cell junction; basolateral plasma membrane; synapse. Bases 305 to 733 code for a protein of 142 amino acids. Gene Ontology annotation, biological process: maintenance of epithelial cell apical/basal polarity; neurotransmitter secretion; protein localization to basolateral plasma membrane. Lineage: Eukaryota; Metazoa; Chordata; Actinopteri; Clupeiformes; Clupeidae. The transcript is spliced from 6 exons.